AGAACGGGUUUCGUUGAUAAUCGAUCAUGGACCGGUUGAUGACCUCGACCGCAGUAGUUGGUAAACUUCUACCUACAUUGCAGAACCCGAAUCCAUCAGCCACCUCCCAGGAAUCCUUCUUGACUACCACUAUAAAUAGACGACAGAUUACCAGAUCCCCAUGAAAGAAUAGAAGUUUGUUUUUCUGCGUUUUCACUGUUUAAGUCUUGUGGAAUAACCUUGCCAAUGAUGUUUCCGUUUCAAAGUAUUAGCCAGAAGUUUCUGGAACGCUAUAGAAUUUUUCAGAUAAGAACAUGGGAAAGUUGAGUCAUGGAAGAAGAAGAAGCAGAAGAAUAACAAGAAGAAAGUUCGAAGUUUUUUAGCAUUAAAUAAAGAAGACGAAGACUUAUAGUUUGUCAGGCUACAUAAGAGAUUUCCAGCGAGAGGUGGUAGGCUGGUCUCCGCAAACUUUGCUCCUCUCUCUCACUCUCUCUCCCUAUUGGCGAAUUUCAUGUGUCUGCUGAGCUGACAGAGCACAGCCUUCGUCUUCUUUGAAGUCCUCUUCUUCCACGCCUCCAAGUUCUCUGGUACUCAUCCAUUUGUCAACUAGUUCUUUUGCCUUUUCCUCCUUUUUGUUGCGCUAGUGUAGAGAUCCCUCCUUGAACUUUAAAUCAGCUCAUAUGGAGCAGAACUGAGGUGAUCGCAAUCUGUUAAAGAAAACCCUUGAAUUUUUCACACUGUUUGGCAUCCUCCGAGUUCGAAUUGCGCUGUUCUAGUACUCUUUGGAGAAAUGGCAUUUCAUCAGAACUUAGCCUCAAAGGAUCCACGACCUCCUACCGUGACGCAGGCCUCGGCUACCGGCCAAACGCAGGACGGGUUUAUCUCGAGCCCUGUUCACACGGCUGUUAACCCUCAGUUGGCACCGGUCUUAAACCCUCAACAGGUUCCCAACCCCGGGUUCGGAGGAGGUACCGUAUAUGCCAAUGCUGCUCAUGGUGGUGCCGAGUGGCACUCAAGUGUGCCGGCGCCCCAUGGAUAUGCACGUGCAAAUCCAUCUGCAGCCGUUGGUUAUCCUCAUAUUGUAAGUAACGUUGGUGCAAAUGGUAUUGAUAAGAGUGGUAAUGAGGUGGCACCUGGCUUUGGUUAUGGCCCGUAUGUAGGGCAUAGGAUCGUCGGCAAUACAGUGGGUCGGGCCGGAGCUCAAAACGCAAAUCGGAAUGGUUCUGGCCAGAAUUUUGUCACUAUAGACCGCAGAAAUGAUGAAGAGCAGUUCAGCAGUGAUUCAGGUGUCGGCCACAAGCCCCAUUUGAGCGACCAAGGUAGUGGAAGUGGGGCUGGCCGGCUGAUUGAUAAAGUUGGGGAGGAUUUGGUAUUGGGAAAGACAGUUAAGCUCUUAUGUAAGUUUGGGGGUGAACUCUUGCGUAGUCCCGAUUGUGGUGUGUUGAAAUAUGCCAGGGGCGAAAUGAAGAUAGUCCGCAUUAGGGGAGAUGUGAGCUUUAGUGAGUUUGUGCAGAAGAUGGUGGAUACUUGUGGGCAGCAAGUUGUUGUGAAGUACCAGCUCCCUGAUCACGAUCUGGACGCUUUGAUUUCUGUUACGAGUCAUGAUGAUCUUGAUCAUAUGAUGAAUGAGUGUGAGAGAUUAGACAGCGGAUUGUCAGAUGGUUCAGCUAAGCUAAAAGUUUUUCUUUUCCCUGAUCCCAAGCUGGAUUCGUCAAGUGCCAUUAGGAUUGGCGACUUGCACAGUAGUGGGCAGAGAAAUCUCGAAGCCAUGAAUGGUACAAUGGAUGGUAUGGGUGGUGGUACUACAAGGAAAGAGAGUACAGCAAGCACAACAUCCUCACAAAAUUCUGAUAUUAGCAGCAAUGAAGCUUUUGAUAGAACAGUUCCUGUGCAAGCAGAUAUCGAUGGGCCACCAUUGACCAGCACACGGUCUCCUGGAGGGAAUUUAGCUGCUUCUAAUGAUGCAUCAUCUUUGCAACUGGAGAUUGAACAAGAAAGAACUGCACCAAAGAGACCAUUGGCUAACAAUUUGCAGCAAGCAGGAGGGGGCAUUCCAUCAGCUUCACCUUACAUCCGAAGUUACAUGGAUCCUCACAAGGAGAAUGUCAACAUAGAUCACCUGCCUCCUCCUCAUAUGAUGGAUCGUCCAAGUCCUCAUCCAUUGGGAACUGCUGGUCCUGCUUAUGCCCAGCAGCAGUUUCACGAGAAUGCUGGUGGUGGUAACUCUCAGCAGCUUAUAUCUGCUGUAGAUAGAACAACGGAUAUGGCAUCUUCUCAAGCGGGUUUAAGGCCUACUGUAGUUCCGCCAUUUACUCAUCCUCAACAAAAUCAGUCGGGGGAAGAGGCCACAUCUGGGAAGAGGUUGGUUCCACUUCCUAGUGAGAAACAUCACGAUGCAUAUCGAGUCCAAGCACCUUCUGCAAUGGUUGGAGAUGCUAAUGGUUCCCAGGUUCAACCAGGACAAGCAGUUUAUUGCGAUGGAUCAGCAUUUUGUUGCAAGGCUGAAAAUAUUCAGAGGUUUGAGACACGUGCUUUUUGUCAAAAAGCAUUGCCUGAUGCAUUUUCCAAUAUUGUCGUACUGGACAAGAGAGACACUACUGUUAGCCAUCUCCCUGUUUCAAGCUCAAUUCACCAUUGUCUACCUCUUGAAGACAAUAUCAAAACUGUUCCGAGAAUGAAUGAUCCUGAUUCUAUGAAGCACAUGGUGGGCUUUGCUGGCAAUGGACAGUCCCCAUUUGGUGUUUUGCAGGGUCUUGUUCCUGAACCUUUCCUGGAGAUUGGCACCCAGCAGCAUUUUAUGCCAGCUCAAUGUCAGCUUAAACAGGAGGCCUUGGCGAGUAAGCUAGUUAUUAGUGAUUCUUCUCCUGUCAGAGGUUCAGCAGAGCAUAUCAUUGAGCAAGAACUGCAGAAUGUUCUUGAGGGUGUAGUUGCUUGUGCUUUUCAGACAGUUCUGCCUUCUUAUCCUGACUUGACAGUUUAUGAAGGAAAUAAGCCUACUCAUGAAUUCGACCAGGAGAAAGAUGAGCACCACAAAGCUGACUCUGAGGAUGUCAGUGCUAUGUUGGCAGGGAGGGUACAUUUUCGCUUUCCUGUGUCAGAUGCAAUCGGUGGCUUGCAAAUAAUUAAAAGUUGUGACCUUGAAGUUAAGCAAGAACUAGGUUCUGGCACCUAUGGGACUGUCCAUCACGGAAAAUGGAGGGGUAAAGAUGUUGCCAUUAAACGGAUCAACAACAGGUGCUUUCUUGGGGAGCCCUUGGAGCAAGAGCGAAUGAUGCAUGAUUUCUUGAAUGAGGCAAAAUUGCUCGCUGAUUUGCAUCAUCCAAAUGUGGUGGCCUUCUAUGGCAUUGUGCACGAUUGGCCUGAUGGUCCAGGAGAUUCUGUUUUAACAGUGACUGAGUAUAUGGUUGAUGGUUCUUUACGAAAGGCUUUGCAGAAAGGUGAACGGAACUUUGACAUGCGUAAGCGUCUGCUGAUCGCAAGGGAAGUGGCAUUUGGUAUGGAAUAUUUGCACGACAAGAAGAUAGUGCAUUUUGAUUUGAAAAGUGAUAACCUACUUGUCAAUCUUGGUGAUCCCCGUCAACCAACUUGUAAGAUUGGUGAUCUGGGACUGUCCAAGGUAAAACAGCGGACUCUAAUAGCAGGUGGUAUGCGGGGAACAAUUCCUUGGAUGGCACCAGAACUAUUGAAUAACAGUGGUAAUCCUGUGUCCGAUAAGGUUGAUGUGUACUCAUUUGGCAUCGUCAUGUGGGAGCUGUUGACUGGAGAAAAACCGUUUGCAGAUUUGGAUGAUAACCACAUGAUAGUGGGUGUCGUGAACAAUACACUACGGCCGCAAGUACCAGCAUCUUGUGAUCCAGAAUGGAAAUCGCUGAUGGAGCGGUGCUGGUCAUCCGAGCCAUCAGAAAGACCAAGCUUCGCUGAAAUUGCAAAGGAGUUGUGUUCUAUUGCUUUGAAGAGCUCUUCCAAGAAUUAUAAUCGCAGAUAGGAGUUGUACAUGAUCCCUCAAGCACAGCUAUGCCAGACAAAUUGCCGAUUGCAGUUGAAUCCUGAAGAUUGGUGCGCUGUGUGUGAAUAUAUGAUAAAAGUAGAUUUCGAUAUUAGCGGCUGGACGGCUGUUUUUUUAAGGGUUUCCAUUUCUGAGACGUGCUUGGCAAGGACAAGCUCCAAGCUAGCCAUCAUCCUCCUGCUGGGCAGUUAUAGCUUUUGUCCUCUGGUGAUUAGUUCGGUACGUUGCUUAAAUUUAUUGCCAGAUACAGAUUUCAUCGGUACUCUUUAGGAGCUCGUGUUGUACCCACACGAAGGGUCUUUGUUUUCCAUAUCUCAAUCGAAUAACGACUAUAACAUGUACACCUAUGGAUAUAAUUUGUGCAUAUGUAUUAUGAUUUCUCGACUCAAAUUUCUCAA
This is a messenger RNA of Syzygium oleosum, 4383 nucleotides long. RefSeq lists its product as uncharacterized. Bases 770 to 3964 code for a protein of 1064 amino acids. Gene Ontology annotation, cellular component: cytoplasm. Gene Ontology annotation, biological process: signal transduction; protein phosphorylation. Gene Ontology annotation, molecular function: ATP binding; protein kinase activity; protein binding. The record is from RefSeq and is a predicted model, not a curated record. The transcript is spliced from 9 exons. Lineage: Eukaryota; Viridiplantae; Streptophyta; Magnoliopsida; Myrtales; Myrtaceae.